Molecule: messenger RNA, 6563 nt
Organism: Acanthochromis polyacanthus (spiny chromis)
Lineage: Eukaryota; Metazoa; Chordata; Actinopteri; Pomacentridae
Product: sarcoplasmic/endoplasmic reticulum calcium ATPase 2-like
Biological process (GO): intracellular calcium ion homeostasis; calcium ion transmembrane transport
Cellular component (GO): membrane
Molecular function (GO): ATP binding; P-type calcium transporter activity; ATP hydrolysis activity
Source: RefSeq, a predicted model, not a curated record
AGUUGUAUUUAAUACCGUUUGCUUUGACAUGUUUGGACUCCUGGCAGGUUGAUCGUUGUACCUCCAGAUAAGCAGCAAUAAAACCACAUUAAAUGGAGCUCAUUUAGAAUGUAUUUACCAUAAACAAGCGGGUUUAAUUCGGUACGGGGGAUGAGAUGCUGGUUUUAACGCUUUUCUGUUCGUGAUGACCGGCUGUCACAGUAUAACUGGAUAGCCUGAAACACUAUUUUAUUAUUUUUUCAAACCAUUUUUUCUCUGUUUUCUUUCUGAUGCUGUGAGGAAUUAAUCCAGAUCGUAUGAAGCUGUAAUGCACCACGUCCUCCUCAGACUGUAGUGGACAGGAGAUACUCGGCCAGUGAUGGAUAAUGCUCAUACAAAGACAGUGGAGGAGGUUCUGGGCUUCUUCGGGGUGAAUGAAUCUACAGGUCUGAGCUGUGAGCAGCUGAAGAAGAACAGGGAGAGAUGGGGACCCAACGAACUGCCAGCAGAGGAAGGGAAGUCACUCUGGGAGCUGAUCCUGGAACAGUUUGAAGACCUGUUGGUUCGAAUCCUACUGCUGGCUGCAUGCAUCUCAUUCACCCUGGCAUGGUUUGAAGAAGGAGAGGGGACAAUCACAGCCUUUGUCGAGCCCUUCGUCAUCCUCCUCAUCCUCAUUGCUAAUGCUAUCGUUGGAGUAUGGCAGGAGCGUAAUGCAGAGAAUGCCAUUGAGGCUCUGAAGGAGUACGAGCCGGAGAUGGGCAAGGUGUACCGACAGGACAAGAAGAGCAUCCAGAGAGUCCGAGCCAGAGACAUUGUUCCUGGAGACAUUGUGGAAGUCGCAGUUGGUGAUAAGGUCCCAGCUGACAUCAGGCUGACCUCCAUCCGUUCCACCACACUCAGGGUGGACCAGUCCAUCCUGACAGGGGAGUCUGUGUCGGUGCUGAAACACACCGACCCCGUACCGGAUCCCAGAGCCGUCAACCAGGACAAGAAGAACAUGCUGUUCUCUGGUACCAAUAUUGCAGCGGGUCGAGCCAUAGGGGUUGUCGUGGCAACUGGGGUGCAGACGGAGAUCGGGAAAAUCCGAGAUGAGAUGGCCUCCACUGACUCUGAAAGGACUCCACUGCAGCAGAAGAUAGACCAGUUUGGAGAACAGCUGUCUAAGGUCAUCAGUGUGAUCUGUGUGGCCGUGUGGGCCAUCAAUGUGGGACAUUUCAGCGACCCGGUCCAUGGAGGCAGCUGGCUGAGAGGAGCAGUUUAUUAUUUCAAGAUUGCCGUCGCGUUGGCUGUCGCUGCAGUACCAGAAGGCCUUCCAGCAGUCAUCACCACCUGCCUGGCUCUGGGCACCAGGAGGAUGGCCAGGAAGAACGCUCGUCCGCUGCCUGCUUCAGUGGAGACGCUGGGCUGCACCUCGGUGAUCUGCUCCGAUAAAACAGGAACGCUGACCACCAACCAGAUGUCCGUCUGCAGGAUGUUUGUCGUGGACGGUGUGUCGGGGGAACACUGCAGCCUCAGUGAGUUUACAGUGACUGGAUCUACUUAUGCUCCUGAGGGGGAAGUCUACAAGGACGGCUCGGUGGUGAAGUGCAGUCAGUUUGAAGGCCUGGUGGAGAUGGCCUCCAUCUGUGCUCUGUGCAAUGACUCAUCACUGGACUAUAACGAGGCUAAGGGUGUGUACGAGAAGGUCGGCGAGGCAACAGAGACCGCCCUCUGCUGUCUGGUGGAGAAAAUGAACGUGUUUGACUCCAACCUGGGAGGACUGAGCCUGGCCGAGAAAGCUACAGCCUGCUGUUCUGUGAUCAAGCAGCUGAUGCGAAAGGAGCUGACGCUGGAAUUUUCCAGAGACAGGAAGUCCAUGUCCGUCUUCUGCUCGUCCACUAAACUCCCCAGGUUCACCUCUGGAUCCAAGAUGUUCGUCAAGGGAGCUCCAGAGAGCGUCCUGGAACGCUGUAAUUACAUCCGGGUCGGCGGCUCGGCUCGUGUGCCUUUGAGCCCGGCGGUCCGAGAACAGGUCCUGUCCACCGUACGGGAGUGGGGGUCGGGCCGAGACACGCUGCGAUGCCUCGCCAUGGCAACCAGGGAUACGCCCCGACAUCCACAGCUCAACCUGGAGAACUCAGCAGCUUUUGCAGACUACGAGUCGGACCUGACCUUCGUUGGCUGUGUGGGAAUGUUGGACCCCCGGAAGGAGGUUCUUCGUGCGGUCCAGAUGUGUCGGCAAGCUGGAAUACGAGUCAUCAUGAUCACAGGUGACAACAAAGGCACGGCCCUGUCUAUCUGCAGGAGGGUGGGCAUCAUCACGGAGCAGGAGGAGGAACAGGAGGGAACCGGGAUCACCAGUGGUCUGACGGGGAGGGAGUUUGACGAGCUGCCUCCUCACCUCCAGCGUCAGGCCUGUCGGAGCGUACGCUGCUGCCGGGUGGAACCGGCCCACAAGAGCCGCAUCGUGGAGUACCUGCAGAGCCUGAGUGACAUCACCGCCAUGACCGGCGAUGGUGUGAACGAUGCUCCGGCCCUGAAGAAGGCAGAGAUCGGCAUCGCUAUGGGCAGCGGCACGUCGGUGGCCAAGUCGGCCUCUGAGAUGAUCCUGGCUGACGACAACUUCUCCACCAUCGUAGCUGCAGUAGAGGAGGGCCGGGCCAUCUACAACAACAUGAAGCAGUUCAUCAGAUACCUCAUAUCGUCCAACAUCGGAGAGGUGGUGUGUAUCUUCCUAACAGCGGCCCUGGGCAUGCCUGAAGCUCUGAUCCCAGUCCAGCUGCUGUGGGUCAACCUGGUCACCGAUGGUUUCCCAGCCACCGCUCUGGGCUUCAACCCUCCAGACCUGGACAUCAUGUCUCGUCCUCCCCGCUCCCCCAAAGAGCCUCUUAUCUCCAGCUGGUUGUUCUGUCGCUACCUGAUCAUUGGAUGUUACGUUGGAGCAGCCACUGUCGGAGCUGCUGCCUGGUGGUUUAUGGCAGCCCACGAUGGACCAAAAGUCUCCUUCUAUCAACUGUCCCAUUAUAUGCAGUGCAGUGAAGGCCACGCCGAGUUUGCUGGUGUUCAGUGUUCCGUCUUUGAGUCUCCGUAUCCGAUGACCAUGGCUCUGUCCGUCCUGGUUACCAUAGAGAUGUGCAACGCUCUGAACAGUCUUUCAGAAAACCAGUCCUUGCUGAAGAUGCCCCCUUGGUCCAACCCCUGGCUGGUGGGAGCCAUAUGCCUCUCCAUGACCCUACACUUCCUCAUUCUAUAUGUAGACCCUCUCCCUGUGAUAUUCCAGAUACGCCCGCUGUCCUGGCCUCAGUGGGUGGUGGUGUUGAAGAUGUCACUUCCUGUCAUCUUGAUGGACGAGGCCCUGAAGUUCAUGGCCCGGACAUACAUCGAACCAGGAAGCCAGAUCCAGACACUAGAAGAAGAAGAAGAGCUGCAGAGGGCGAGGGCCCGCGUGGGAUUGGUCGGCACGGUGAUGACGAGGAUACAUCAGUCGGUGAAGGACGUGUCCUGGUCAUUCGUCCUGAUCUCUGCACCACUAGUCAUCUGGAUCUUCAGCCUGGACUCUGAUAUCACCAACAUCUUCUGGGAGUGACUUAGAGAGACUGAGGACGGGUAGGCACGAGUGGAAAUGGAAAUGGAAAAGAUAGAUGGUGUGUUGGGGAUGAAUCGGUACGGGAAAGGCAAGGGGAGUCAGAGAAACGAGGCGUAAGCAAAGGUGAUGAAUGUUUUGUUGAUAUACGAGAAUGUAAAGGAUAUGAAGAGAAACACUGAGCCAACAGACAAUCAGAAAAAACUAAAAGGAAAAGAAGUGCCAAGAAGUUUUCUAUGAUGACUUCUUGAGGAAUGAAGGUGCUGCAUGUAGCUGUUUCCCUUAAUUCAACAUGCGUACUUACACCAUAGUUUUACCCACGUUUUCCUCUUAGAGCUGCACUCCUGGUCCUUCUGUUAUUCCAGCUCUGAUGGAGAUCAUCAGGGCUUCCUUUUUUGGUUUUGCUGUUUACAUCUUGUCAGUGGUUUAGUUUAUUUCGGACUGACUUGCACCUACUCAGCUCGACUCGACUCGGUUUCUGUGGUUUUCCUUUCCAGCUGAGUUCCACCUCAUCGUGGGUGGAGUCGUCUUAUCACGGCGGCCAUAAACGUCAUUAGUGUGCAGCACAGCCAUGGAGGACAUGGAAGCGAUGGUAUACCUGCUGCUAUACCUGCUUUUUUGUUUUGCCAAAUUCUGUGGAAAGCAAUGCGAACCGUCGCUGUUGCCAGACCUCACAAACCGAGUCGAGUCGAUGCUAGUGGAAAAGAAAUGUGAACAGGGUUGCACCAGUAAAACUGUACGUCUCCACAGGGAGGCAGCGUAACGUCACAAGUUAGAACACGGCUUCCAAAACUGACUAUAAGCUGCCUGACAAUCCUUUGUAACUUUGCUUUAUCCGUACCUGAAUACAGAGAGGAAUACGUCCGUCAGUUAGCACUAGUAGAAUGAGAGGGAAACAUCCAAACAAGUUCUUUUCCGGUAUAUUUCCUAAUUUAACCGUGUUUUGUCAGUGAGUGUGGGGUCAGAUGUGUCCAACAUAUUCCAUUCAUUUUUAUGUUUUCUAUGUAAUCUAAGUGGCUCAAAGCUAAGCUAAGCUAACGUUCUGUCAGUUAGCAGCUGCUUCACGUAAAUGUGAAGUAAUAUCCACUCUCUACAGAAAAAAGUCAUUUUAGUGGUCCAGUACAUUUUCACUUUCUUACUCCAGAAGUCCCCACAUUACACAGCGAUUAUUAAAGCCACUGUCAGAUGAAGAGAAGAACUCCAAACAUCUGGUUUCAGUGGGAAAACCUCGGAUCCUGAUGUACAUUCAUUUAACGAGUGGUUUACUUUUAUGUUUGAUCAUUUGUUUAUUUUUUUAUUUAUGUAUUUGUAUGAUCAGGGACCAUGACAUUAACAUAGAAAACAUCUGAGGUCCUGCAUGUAGAGCGUAUCGCGGUAAGCUCAUCUUUAACUCCCGUCCCUGGUUGGACUUUUCAGUAAAAGUAGACAAAGAGGACCAACAACACUGAUAAAAAGAGCACAGACCGCAUUAUACACUACAUGACACAGUCCACAGUAAAUACGGCAAUAUAGAACGACAAACAUUUGUUAAAAGUCGCAACGUAUUUGUGAAAUAGGAAUAUGUUAUUAAUCACCUGGAAACACUUUAGAUCAGCGGUGUCCAACUCAUCUUAGUCCAGGUUCCACAUCCAGUCCAGUCUGAUCUCCAGUAAAACCAGUAAAACCACAGCAUGAUAACCAAUAAAUAACCACAAUUCCUAAUGGUUCCUUUGUUUUAGUGCAAAAAAAGUCCAUUCUGAAAAUAUAUUUUACUUUAUGAUCAAAACGACAAGAGUCAGACCAAAAGAGACAAAAAAACAUCAAAAACAAGACAAAAUAUUACAAAAAUUAGAUAAAUAUUUGACAAACGACAGGAAACAAAACGAAAAAAGAGACAAAAAAAUUGACCAAAAAGCUACAAAGUGACAAAAAAAAAUGCACAAACGACAAAAACAUGAGAUGAAAGUCAGACAAAAAAAACAACAAAAGCAAGAAAAUAUUACAGAAAUGAGACAAACGACAAAAGAACAAAGAACAAUCUAGUAUUUAACUUUCUGAUCCAAACAACUUGUCAUGGUCUAGAAAUGAUUUUAAAUUUAUAGUUUUACUAUAAAGGACCACUUUUGGACCACGGACCUCAUGUUGGACACCCCUGGUUUAGUGGGACCUGGUGUAGAUGUUUAUUGAAGCGAUUACUAAAUGUAUUGAUGGUAAAAUGCUCCACAUAGCAGCUUUUAGGACAACAUUUCUCCACACAUACAGCAGCUUUACAUAGACGCUGUCAAUCAGUAAUAAUCUGUGUUUAAUGAAAUAACAGCAGAAUCUCCCGUCUGAAAGCCUUAACAGUCUUUGUCUGUUUCAAAAUUCCAUCUUUGUUCUGAAUAAUAAAAACUUUUUUUGUAUAAUGGCAACUUAAUUGUUUUGAUAUGACUUUUUCAGGCUUAUUUCCUCUUUCUAACCUGCGACUGUCUUGUAAUGUUGACAUUGUUUUCAGAAUUCCAAUCGUAUUCUUAGAAUAUUCCUUAUUCCUGAAAGUGUAAAACUUCCACUUGUGUUCCAUUAUUUUCCUAUAGGAGCCGUAUGCUCCUAAACAUACCAUUUAUUCAUGCAUUUGUUUUGUUUUAGUGAAGCCUUGGUCUUUAUUUGUUGAAUUUAAUUUGCAAAAAAAUUGUUUUUUAAUUCCGCCAAGGCAGAAGAACUGUGUGUAGAUGCACUGUUUAGAAAAUACUUUUGAAUUAUUUAUUUCAAUUUUAUUUAUUUGCAUUGUCAUACUGUUCACACCGUUUGUCCUUUAUUAUUAUUAUUGAAAGCUGAUGCCCAUUUUCUUAGGAAUAGAAUGAGAGUUUUUAGAGCACCACAUAGACAGUACUUUUCUGGUUUCCUGUUUAAACAAAGGCUAAGUGUUUGUUUUCUGCACCGCCGCCACCGAUACUGACAGUGAAGCGUCACUUUGUUGGUUUUCUUUUUGACUUUUGUUUUUGUUUACUCUGCAGGUGAUGGAUGAUGUUAAAAGAUGAAAACAAUAAAAUGGUUCAGAGUUUGA